AUGAAUGGUGAGUUAUACUGUGGACAUGUCGAGGUAACAGAUAAAAACUCUCGGGAAGCAUGUGAGAGCGAAGCGGAAGACACAGGUCUUCAACUGAAACCGACGUUUUUAUUCCGAGAUGAAGAUUUAAAUGCAACGUCUUCUGUACAACACCCAUUACAUAUGGAAAAAGAAAAAAACGGACCGUGGUUUCAAUUCUCGUACGAAGGAUACCGGUUACUCAAUCAUCAGGCACAAAAGAGGCAAACACUGAUUAAUUCUUACAGAAGACCUUAUGAAUACUAUGGUUUUUCAUACGACCAAUGA
Molecule: messenger RNA, 306 nt
Organism: Ambispora gerdemannii
Lineage: Eukaryota; Fungi; Glomeromycota; Glomeromycetes; Archaeosporales; Ambisporaceae
Source: the annotation of a GenBank genome assembly